GCUGACCGCCGCCCUCUUAGGUCUCCCUACCCCUUCUGUAAAAUCUUGGAGGCUGGCUCUGCAUGACACCCCCAAGGGGUGAGCAAGGGCCCGCUAGCCAGGCGCCUGGUGGAGUGGAAGACACGGCUGGGUCAGAAGCCAGGUCAGCUUAGGGGAAGCGCCGACGCGUCCCCGACCCACUCCACUCGGGGCCCUGAUCUCACCACAGCCCCUCAAGGCCCAGCGGCGGCUGAGCCGGUUCUGGUCAGGUGCCCACAGCCCGCCCCCUGCCCCCCGUCCAGGAGAGGCCCGAGGCCCAGGGCAGUUUCUGAAGGCGUGGGACUAGUGCACUCAGGCUGGGCAGAGAUACGGGUUUGCGGGGACCAAGAGGAAGGUGGCCGGAGUGUCCGUGCCCCCCUGGACCGGGACAGACUGACUGAGUGGGCUGGAGACAGGCCACCCUCCCAUCUCCCAUGGCUAUCUGAGAGUCUCCAGUCCCCUGGUCUCUGGCCUGGGCCUCAAGGGCACGGCCCUGCCCGUUCGCCAGGCCUCUGGCACCAAAGCUGAGCCAGAGACCCGAAGCGCGGUCUCCCCUCCCCGCAGUCCCUCACCUUCUGCUAGCCCCCGGAUUCCUGGCCGGCGUGGCCAUUGUCAGGCCCCUGUCCUGGGCCCUCCUGGCUCACAAUGUGCAGUGCCCACUGCAGCCUGCCCAUCAGACCCCACCCAGGCAGACCUCAGCCAGGCCCUGCCCAGGCACCAAGGGUUGUGAGGCUCAGAGGUGAGGGUGAACUUCUGGGAUGCUUCCUGGAGGAGGGGGCCUGAGGCUGUGCCUCAGCCAAGGGCUGGGGGCCACGUCCCAGAGGGCCUGCCGGGCCUUCGCCUCCCCUUGCUUCGGGCCAUACGGCCCCUCCCCAGGAGGAAACACCUGGGCUGGCCGGGGGUGGCUGGAGGCCACUGGGCCAAGGUGCUCCAGGGUGCACCCCGAUCGUGAGCCCAUCACAGUGGGCUCUGUCCCAGCAUGCCAGCGCCCCAGGGUGUCUUGAGGGCCUAAAGGCGCAGUGGGAGGGGCCACCUCAACUCUCCUACCCCGACCCUGAGCCCGUGCAGUCGACGAGAGACACCCUCCACCACGCUGCAGGUGCUGCUCAUUGGCUGGACCCUCGCGCUGCUCGCGGCAUCCCCAGGCCGGGCCCAGGUCCCCACCCAGGCCAACUCUGACACCAGCCAGGUGUGUCCAGACUUCCCUAGGCCAGACCUGCUCCUCACAGACAGCCUCUUUCUGGCUGCGUUCUACCCAGAGAGGCCGGAGGGCUGGGGUAGCCCAGCCCAGCGCUGCCCAUACCCUCUCUGGCCCAAGCUUAGCUCAUGUCUGGGGACAGGGGACAGAGCUCGCGUCCGUCUGCUCGUCCAGCUCGGGGUGGGUGUGCUGCGGGGGGCAGCAGGCCCCUCAGCCCCGCCUCUGGGUUGUGCUCACGGCUACUCCCCAGGCCUCAGACGGAUGAGCGGCAGCUGCCCCCGCCCCCCGAUUCCAGGUCAGGGAGGCUGCGGCACAGGGGCUGCCCCCCAGCUCUCCCUGUCCCCUCCCUGCAGUUCCAGGGCAUCUGGUGCACGGCUGGGGCGGUGUCAGAUGACCAGGGCUUCCUGGACUCCAAGGACAGCAUGAAGAUGCCCGUGGUCUUGGUGACCCCCUUGGCCAACGGCGACCUGGGCCUCAAGUUUGGGUACCCCACGCCCGAUGGCGGGUGCCAGAAGACGGACGCGACCCUCACCAAGGAUGCCGUGGACGGGCGGCUCAGCAGCGCGGCCAUGGCCCAGACCAACAUCCGGGUGGCUUUCACCGACUACAAGCACUUCACCGUGUUGUACUCCAAGAGGCAGAAGGGGGACGUUAGGAACGUCUGGCUGCAGCUCUACAGCGGGUGAUGGGUGGUGGGUGACCCAGCUAGAGGGGCAGCACUCCUGACGCAUCCCUCAGCCCAUCACGGCCUUCUCUGGGGGCCACAUGCAAGGUUUGGUCUGUAGUGCCCACGUGCCCUUCGCAGCAAGCUCUGACUCGGUGGCAGGUGGAACCACCAUCUCCCAGUGUCUCCUUGGGGUCCCUCCUCACCCCCUGCUCCCCACUUCCCCCUCCACCUCCCAGCCCUGCCCCUCUGCUCACCGGCCCUCCCUGCUCUCAGCCCGGGCCCCAGAGCCAUUUCCUGAAGAUGUCCAGAAGAUGCAGCAGCUGGCACCCCAAGUGGGCUUGAACCCCAGCCAGGGCGCCCUGCUGCCCAAGUCAGGUGAGCGCUGUCCCCAUGCCGGCUCAGGGCUGCAGGAGCUGAAAGACCCUAGACCCUGAUGGUGGGAGGGCGGGGUCGGGGGAAGCCAGGGCCCAAGCCUCACUCCACUAGCCCCAGACCCAAAACAGGAGGACCAGGGGAGGGUGGGCGGUGCCCUGGCCGGUGCCCCUCAGGAGGGGGUCACAGGCCAGGACGCUUGGCUACUCUGGGGAGGGUGUGGCGCCUCCGGCCCGGGGAGGGGGCACUGGGUGUUUCCUCGGGCCCUGCUGUCUUCCACAGACCAGUGUACUGGCGCCCUCGCCUAGGUGAGUGCAUGGGGCUGGCCCGGACCCAGUGCCCUGCUGGCACAGGGAGGCCCCUCCUGGCCGGAGGGCUGCACUCUGGGGGUCCUCCGUCCUGGGGCAGCGGCGGGGAGGGACAGAGUGGGGCCCCGGGGCGGGCCCAGGGAGGGCAGGAGGAGGUGAGAGGAUGCCGCCCCUCCCCACAGCUGCUGCCCGGUUGGUUUGCAGUAAGGGACCCAGCCCAGGGGUUGGAGCAGAGGGCCGUGAUGCUGGGGCUCAGGGUACCCAGCCUUCCUCAAAGAGCAGUGGCCUCCCUCCACCCCCAGGCCCCAGCACCAUAAACUGUCUCGAAAAGCCAGCGCUGUGCUUUUCUUGGGUGGGGGCAGGAAUAGGGGGAUGGGGCAGAGGAACCGUGUGGACCGGGGCAGGGGCACUCUGGGUCCCCCUGAGGCCUGGGACCCGCCCGGAGAGGGACAGUGCGGGGCUCAGGCUCCAACCCUGCAGGGAGGCCCCUCCAUGGCCGGUUCUGGGGACCCAGAGAGACUGGAGUGGGACCCCUCGCCACCCAGGCAGGUGUUAGGCCUGGGAGGGGCCGAGGCUUGGCCCCACGGGUGGUAGGAUCCUCCAUCGGUCACACGGGGCAUCACAGUGGCUUCCCUGGGUCCCCCGCUGACACCGGGCGCCAGGCCAGGGGUGCUGCCCUCGCUCCGUGGCGCAGACCUGCGUGCAGUUGCCUGACAGAGCCGUGCCCGACCCACACCCAGCGCGUGCCUGGGCUCCACAGGCCCUGGGGUCCUCCCAAACCACAGCCCAAGCGGGUCUGCGCCACUUCCCACCCCAGGCAGCCUUCCAGCACCCCUUCUCCCUUGACCCCCGCCCUCAAGGCAGAGCUCUGUCCUGCCGUUGUGUUUAUGAGGGAAACAGCGCGGUCCUUCAAGGACUGGUCCUGAAGAAUUUGAGGGUAAAAUGGCACAGUAUCUGUCACGUAACUAGUUCAGAAAAAAAUCGUACCAGAUGUAAAUAUGUCAAAAUGUUGAUCGUGGUUCCAUCUGGGUGACGGUUUGUUAUACUAUCAUUUCUGCUCUUCAGUCGGUUAGACAGGUUUUCCUUAGAAACACAGCCCUGUCCUACCAGAUGGCGAGGUCACUGGGAUAAAGAGCCCCGCAUCCCAGGGACCGCAGACAGCCCCUCCACACCUGCACCCAACACCUGGAGGCCCUGCCGCUGCCCCUGCCGCCUGGCCGACCUGCCGGCCUCUGGCCCUCUGCAGACACUACAAGGGCAGGGUCUCCCCCCUCCCCCCAGCCUGACACCAGUCCCACUAUGUGGGAGCAGGUGGGAAGGCCCAGAGAUCCAGCACCUCCCACCCAAGAUGCCACCUGCCAACCAGCAGAGGCACCCGCAGAGAGAGACUGGUGAUGAACUUGCAGUCUACUUGCUUUUUCUUCUGCCCUUUGCAGCGCCGUGUGGCUUGUGGGAUCUCUCUUCCCCAACCAGGGAUCAAAGCCGGGGCCCCCCGCAGAGCAAGUGCCGAGUCCUAAGCACUGGACCGCCAGGGAAUUCCCAGUUGAUCUAUUGAUCAACUGAUCUAUCGGUUGUCAUUCAGCUUCCACGUGGAACAAGAGAAGGCGUGGUGGAAAUUGCCCAGGAGCAGGGAUUUAAGGCGGGGCGGGGUGGGGGGAAGAGUCUCCAGCAGGCUCUCAGUCCCUUCUUUCCCCACUAACUCAUCCCUCCCAUGUCCCCUGGGAAGGAUCUGGAGUGAGGAGAUGCAGUUUUCCCUUCACGGCCCAUUGGGGGGCAGCCCCCCAGGGCCCCUCUGUACCCAGGAAGGGUCAUGCCCCUGGCAGCUGCGGAUCAGCCCAGUCCUGCAUGCCCUGCUCCGGCCACACGGGGGCAGACUUCAGCCAGUUCUCCACCCGGAAGCCCAGGGCUGCGUGUGUAAGAUCUGUCGGCUGGCACCCUUCUCUGGUCACAACUACUCCAGUGGGUCCCAUCUCGCUGAGAGUAAAGGCCAAAGUCCUUAGGUGGCCAACAAAGGCCCCCCGAUCGGCCUUCUUCUGACCCCACCACUAUGACUGCCGAGAGCCGGGUCGCUGGAAAAAAGAUUGUCCCAAACCUCGGUGCUUCGGGUGCCUUCAGCCCUCGGACCAGCCUUUCCAACGCCCUCCUGACCUCCAGAGACGGGGUCCGAGGAACCACGGGGGCUCUUCCCAAACCUCCCUCUUUUUUUUUUUUUUUUUCUUAAACUGUGUCUUUUCUUUCUUUCCAACCCUCCCUCUCAAUCAGCUGAGGUUGGUUACUGAUUAUUUACAUUGACGAGAGAAAAAGACAAGUUUUGUUUGAGCUAAACUGAGGACUGCAGAGCAGGAGACCCAGAUUCAAGAGGCACUUGACUUGUGUUCCCCAGGCUACACAAUGGGGGAGGCCUAUACAAGCAAAAACUGCAAAGUUACAUAAAUUGUCAAGAAUUAAAAUUGGAGCUGGCAAUAAGGAAGGUGCUUAUAAAGCAAGAAUUGGUUGGGCUCCAAAAUGCAUAGUUACCAGGAGAGAUCUUGAGAUUAUAAGGUUGCUGGUGGCAGCAACUAGCAGACACUAUUUUGAGAACAGUUGCUCAUGACCUUGAGUCUGAUAGAGUUCAGAAAAUUCAAGUUCCCAGUGAUGCAGGAACUGUCUGAAACCACAUCCUCAAUGGCCACCCGGCUCCAAUUCGGAUGCCUGAACCACAGUUUAAUACCUUGUCAGAACAACAAACAUCAAACGUGACAAGGGUACAUUUCUUCAAGUUUUCAAAACAGAUUAGCAGGUACACAGCAAG
Delphinapterus leucas (beluga whale) is the source of this 5354-nucleotide messenger RNA. The record is from RefSeq and is a predicted model, not a curated record. Lineage: Eukaryota; Metazoa; Chordata; Mammalia; Artiodactyla; Monodontidae.